AUGGCUUCCCACCAGGAUGACUCAGCUCAACUGCAGACCUUGCUCGGUCAGCUCACGGCUGCGGUAGGGGCAUACCGGCCUGGACCCGAACCCGAGGCUUACGCCGCCCGUAUGGACAUCACGGCCAAGGUAAAGGAGAUGCAGCGGCUGAUGAUGGCGCCGGCGGACAUGGCUCUGCACCAUACGGUCAAUAUGUUCGAGCUGGUUGGGAUCCGGACGCUUCGGGAGUACGACGUGCUCAGGGCUAUCCCUGCGCCGCCAGAAUCCAUCAGCCUGGCGGACCUCGCAGCCAAGACCGGGCUACAAGAUUCGCUGCUCGAGAGGAUCGCUCGACUUCUUGUAGGGACCGGCUUCCUGGACAUGACGCCGGACUAUCAGUACCGGCACACCAAGUUCUCUUCGGCGUACUGCCAAGAGCCAGGUCCGGGCAACUUCAUGCAAGCCAUGUUCGAUGAGGGACUGACGCCGCUUACCGGGUUUCACAGUUGGUUAAGGACGUCCGGCAAUGAUGGGCAGGAGCCGGGCGAUUACUACCGUAACCCGUACACAUCGCACCACAAGCAGGACGGGCUCUCGCCGCUGGACAUCAUGGCGCAGUUCCCCAAACGGCUCAAGGAGUUCCAGCUCGGGUUCAUGGCGCAGGAGGACGCGGUGCCCAUCACCGGCUACUAUGACUUCGGGCAGCUCUUCGACCCCGAGAAGGACGGAGACCGCCCUACCGUUGUGGACGUCGGCAGCGGCCAGGGCCAGUCGAUCAAGCAAAUGUUGGAUUCCUUUCCGAACCUCGAGUCGAGGCGCAUGGUGAUGGAAGACCUCCCACCCGUGAUCGAGCUGGCCAAGACAUCCAAGCACGUGCCGUCGGACGUGACGAUGCUGGUGCACAAUUUCCUCGCGCCCCAGCCGGUGGCCGCAACGGGCGCCAAAGCCUACUACCUCCGCCGCAUCAUGCACGACUUCUCGGACGCCAACUGCGUCGUCAUCCUCAAGCACAUCCGGGCUGCCAUGCUGCCGGACUCGCGCGUCCUGCUUGCCGACAUGGUCAUGCCGAAGCGCGUCACCGAGGCGGAUCUCCCUGCCGCGGCCAUUGAUAAUUGUAUGAUGAUCAUGGGUGGCAAGGAACGCACGGCUGAAGGGUUCGAGAAGGUCGUGGCAGAGGCCGGGUUGGAAUUGGUCAGAAUUUGGCGCAGUCGCGAGGAUGGCGCCACGGGAGCGCUCGUAGAGGCCAAGAUGUCGUCCUCGUAG
Cyphellophora europaea CBS 101466 is the source of this 1242-nucleotide messenger RNA. RefSeq lists its product as uncharacterized. The record is from RefSeq and is a predicted model, not a curated record. The transcript has a single exon. NCBI's taxonomy places the organism in Eukaryota, Fungi, Ascomycota, Eurotiomycetes, Chaetothyriales, Cyphellophoraceae. Bases 1 to 1242 code for a protein of 413 amino acids. Gene Ontology annotation, molecular function: O-methyltransferase activity.